CUUUUUUUCCAGACCUGUCAGUCAGAGGCAUUUUGAAUAAUUCAUCUGAUCGGAGCAGGUGAUACCACAAUAGUGCUGGCCCCACAUGGAAAUAACGCUGAUGAAUUAUUAACGACGCCCUUUGCUGUGUAUUACUGACUGCGCUGAGGACUUGACAAUGGCUGAAUCAGCGAGCGAACAGAGGCAAAGUAUGGUAGAGCGGGCAAAGCUUGCGGAACACGCAGAGCAGUACGAGGACAUGGCGAAGUGCAUGAAGGAGCUGGUGGAGCUGGACGUGGUCCUGACGGAGGAGGAGAGGAACCUGCUGUCCGUGGCCUACAAGAAUAUGCUGGGCGCGCGGAGGGCCGCCUGGCGGGUCAUCGCUUCCGCGGAUCAGAAGCAAGUUGAGCAGGAGCUGGACGAGUCGGACAGCAAGCGGAAGGCGGUGAAGUGGCUACGGGAGAAGGUGGAGACCGAGAUGAAGGAGAUGUGCGGCGAAGUCUUGGCGCUGCUCGACAAGUUCCUCAUCCCCAGAGUCGAAACGGCGGAGAGCGAAGUCUUCUACCAGAAGAUGAAGGGAGACUACUUCCGAUACCUUACGGAAAUCAGCGAGGGCGACGAGAGAGAUGAUAUGGCGACGAAGGCCAAGGAGUCCUACGAGAAAGCGCAUGAGAAGGCUGCCCAGCUGCCUAAUACGAACCCCGUACGACUGGGGCUGGCGCUAAACUUUUCAGUGUUCCACUACGAGAUCCGGAAUAAUCCCGACGAGGCCUGCCGGCUGGCGAAGGAGGCGUUCGACGAUGCCUGUAAGGACUUGGACCAGUUGCAAGAGGACUCGUACAAAGACUGUACCCUCAUCAUGCAGCUACUGCGGGAUAACCUCACGCUUUGGACGAGCGAGAAUGAAGACACGGGGGACCAAGAGGACUAGAUCGCCCCCCUCCCCAUAUCAAACAUUUGAAACAUACCCUGCAACCUUUGGAACUGUAAUCUUGAGACUUUUUGAAACUGUCUUAUCGCGUAGACGUCUUGGGUCAACGCUAACUUGUGUCUUGGGUGAUUAACUUUAUCACGCUUAUGUUACCGCAUAAGCAAUUAUGUGAAUCAUUGUUUAAUCAUAUGAAAUACAUUCCGAACGCAUUCCGAGUACUAUAUCAUCUUCAUACCUUCACGAUCACAAUGAUCUCGCACAAAAAUACUUUUUCUCUAUCUCACUCUCUUUGCUUAUCUGAAGUGAAACCCACUGUAGUUGCCAUUUUGUCGGUGCAGUAUGAGCAUCAGCAUCAAUAUGAUUAUCUUCACUGAACUAUCGAUAACCUUCAGUUUUAAGAGCAAACUGCUAACGGGAAUACUAUCAAUGCAUAUAUAUGUUGCGAAAAUUGCUAAUGAUGCUAAGAUACAGUCAAUCCAGUACGGUUUAGGGUGUUACAGAAAAGAAACAAGACGAAACGAUCGUGUAACAAGAAAAGGUUGGCCGCCUAUGUAUGCCAAACGGUAAAAAGAUUCAAAGAAAUGAAUGUUUCCUGAUGAUGUGUGGUCGUUUCAUGGGUAACCUGUGUUAAACAGCGAUGCCAGGGUCUGAUGCAUGGCCUCGACCCUCCUUGGUCAUUCUGGCGGGCAGCUAGUAGUCCAGUAAUUUGAUGGGCUUCGUUUUGCUCGCCUAGGACCAAUCCUAUUCUACCUCCGUUCGCUUCUUUUAUCAUUUUUUUUCUGCGUGAAAACCAUUGUUAGAACAAACCGGGAGCCAGAAUAGAAUGGUUGCCAGGCCAUAGUUUUACGCAUGGUCUAUAUCUGUAAUUGUGUUUCAUUUUCUGUAGACUGUUAGUUACAGUUGAUUUAUCAUGCAUACACUUGGUUUUGGUUUGCUGGUGUCAGGUCAGUUUUAUGGGGGCAUUGGCGUUGCUGAUGAUCCUGGAAUAAAAUUGCACAGCUCA
Messenger RNA from Branchiostoma floridae (Florida lancelet), 1913 nucleotides. RefSeq names its product 14-3-3 protein homolog 2-like. NCBI's taxonomy places the organism in Eukaryota, Metazoa, Chordata, Leptocardii, Amphioxiformes, Branchiostomatidae. The coding region runs from base 158 to 910 and encodes 250 amino acids. The transcript has 3 exons. The record is from RefSeq and is a predicted model, not a curated record. Gene Ontology annotation, biological process: signal transduction. Gene Ontology annotation, cellular component: cytoplasm.